This is a messenger RNA of Camponotus floridanus (Florida carpenter ant), 3428 nucleotides long. Its product is annotated as proto-oncogene tyrosine-protein kinase ROS-like. Gene Ontology annotation, cellular component: membrane; signaling receptor complex. NCBI's taxonomy places the organism in Eukaryota, Metazoa, Arthropoda, Insecta, Hymenoptera, Formicidae. The coding region runs from base 21 to 3428 and encodes 1135 amino acids. The record is from RefSeq and is a predicted model, not a curated record. Gene Ontology annotation, molecular function: protein binding; transmembrane receptor protein tyrosine kinase activity; ATP binding. Gene Ontology annotation, biological process: multicellular organism development; regulation of TOR signaling; protein phosphorylation. The transcript has 10 exons.
AUUUCACGCAGGAUAUUUCAAUGUCCGAGAAAAGUGAUCAUCAUAUACUAAAUUUCAAAUCUGACCGGAGUUAUUCUGAUAGUAUGACUGUGAGAAAUGGCCGAGAAGUCGAUGAGGUUCCACUUGCAAAUAUUUCUAUUAUCCCAGAAUCUAUCGAAAGCAAGCCAACAUCUCUCAGAGCAUUUGUACAAUACGACAAUAAAUUUACAGAAAAAGUAAACGACAUUUUUGUGACAUUGAGAUGGAACCGACCUGAAUUUACCGAUGAAAUAAUACAGGGAUACACAGUGCAAUGUUUUUUCAUCGAGAACUUAAAAGAGAUUCAAAUCUGCGAUGAUAAAAAUAUUACAACUAUAAAAUUGGAGCACACGGUGCACAAUCUAACAUCUAACACGACAUAUUAUUUUCGAGUACGUGCGCAUACUAAAAUUGUUGCUGGUCCUUACACGGAUUUAAUCAAUGUGUCGACUGUGCAUGAAAAUCCAAUACCUAAAUUAUUAGUCACAUCGGAAAAAGGCAUCCACAUAUUAGACGUGGAUUUAAACAUUACUAAUUUCAUAAUGUCAGAAAAUGUAGAAUAUGUCUGUUAUUCGAUACAGGAACGCAAAAUUUAUUGGAUAAAUGGAAGUGAUCUAAUGAUAUUGAAGAUUAAUGAAAAUAAUAACACAAAAAUAGCUGGCUUUUAUCGAGGAAAAUAUUUCUGCGUUGACUGGGUAGCAAGAAAUUUAUAUUUCUGGCAUUAUUUACCCUACUCUUAUAUUGUAAAAUUCGACUUAACAAUGUGGGAAAAUGGCAUAAUUAAAUUUGAUGAAAUUUACAAAGCAGAAUGUUGUAUUUACCAUUUAAAUGUACCGUCUAUGGGAAUUUUAUAUUUCCUAUUUCGCAAUUUAAGAGGUACAGAAUAUAAUAUAAUGAAAUAUCAUCUCGAUAGAAAAAUUGAACAAAUUGUUCCAGUAAAUACAUCCUUGUGCCCUGAUAACAAUUAUGUUCCUAAUGAUAUGAUAAUUGAUGACAUAAAUAAUGAGGAGCCGUUAAUUUACUGGUUAUUUUCUAAUAGCAUAUUUGUGACAGACAUUAACGUUUUUAAAUGCAGUAAGAUUUUACACAUGAAAAACGUAAAUGAUAAAUUCAUACUUCGCUCUAUUACAAUUGACAAAACAAACAUUUACAUUUUAAGAUAUAAUUCGAAUGAUAUAUACGUUUUGAAGAAGAAAUAUGCAAGUCUCAAUAGCGUAAAUGCAGAAAAAUAUGUUGAAAAGAUAAUAAGCGCAAGUAAAAAUAAACGUUUUUAUCAAAUUGACGCUUUUGAUCAAUCUCUACAACCAUACCCUCCAAUGAGAUGCCUGACACCUGACGAGAAAGUUUAUAAUUUUGAGAAUGUGAAUGCAACAACAAACAGCAUCAGUGUGAAUCUUCCGGAGCCGGUUGUAAAGAGUGGAUGCAAAAAAUAUAAUUUACCAACUACUAUAUAUACUAUCUCCAUAAGCUGUUUAGACAACAAUCUCAACAAGUCGGAGAAAUUCAACGUGCUACGAUAUGUGACGUUCGAGCGAUAUUACGAGAUUCAGAACUUAACACCAUUUACAGAGUACAAAUUGAAGUUUACUUUAAACAAUUUUUACUUUGAUCAAUUAUCAAUAAAUCCAUUUGAUUCGAAUGUGAUACCAAUAAAAACUAAUUCCGGUAAGUUUGAUGCACCAGAAAACGUAAGUGUUCUAGCUUUAACGCCUACUAUAGCAGUAGUUCAUUGGAUGCCACUCAAGAAAGUGAACUGCGUGACCGUGACCUACGAAGUGCAUUGGAAGUCAGUUACAUUAGUGAACGGCACGCAACACAAGAGCAAACAAUUUAUCAAUGUGCCGAAACGUACGGCAGACGGCAGAUUUUUCACAAAGAUUAACUUGUCGCUACCGGUACAAGAUUAUAUGAUAUACGUGCGUGUAUAUCCAAAAAAUUUCAGUGAUUUCUACAACGAGAGUUUAAGCAAGAUCGUUCACAUAGAACCAAACAAUAUUACUUUGAGCGGGGUCGACAUAAAUAGCAUGAACAUUUCGUGGAUCUCAAACAUUAAUCUGACGAUUUUUUGUAUACUAGAGUACAAAGAUAUUGCAGCAGAAAAGUGGCAAACAAUGAAUUAUAUUAAAAUGAAUUAUAACAGUGAAGUAAUAUACAAGGUCGAAAAUUUACAAUCGGGAACUUUAUACAAGUUUCGCUUGAAAUUGAGAUACAUCGAAUACGAGGAAGAUUUAACAUGGCCGGCUGAUGAAAGAUUUACUUUUUCAACACGUGGUAGCAAACGUGAUAUUCCGAGCACUCCUGGAAUAAUAGCGAAAGAAUAUUACUUAUUAUUCAUGUUAAGUUUUAUCGUUAUAGUUACUAUAAUCUGCAUCUGGUACUUUUAUUAUUUGCAUCGCAGAGAUAAUGAACAAUAUUUGUCUUCAACAAUGAACGAUAUGGAAUUGAAGAUUCUACAUGUACCUUGGCGAAACACUCAAUUCAUGAUUGACAAUUUUACGUUACAUUAUAAUCCAGAUGAAUGUGCGGUAACCAUAGUCGCACGUAAACAGAUUACAUUUACAAAACUUCUUGGAAGCGGCGCAUUCGGAAAGGUGUUUCAAGGAAAUGUGAAGAACUUAGAAAGAUCGGGCACAGAGAUAUCCGUUGCAAUAAAAACGCUUCGGAAAGAUGCUUCUUCCUAUGAGAAAAAGAAAUUGUUAAAGGAAGCCAAGCUUAUGAAUCAUUUUCGACACAAACAUAUAUUAAGAUUGUUGGCCAUUUGCUUAGAUGGGGAUUCUCCGUUAUUAGUGUUGGAAUUGAUGGAAACAAAUCUGUUACAAUAUUUGAGAGAUUGUCGAAAUUUGGAAGCGUCAGAUUCGGCUGCUUUGCGUUUGCAGGAUUUGCUCGCCAUGUGCGAAGAUGUUUCGCGAGGUUGUUGCUACUUGGAAGAGUUGCGUUUCGUACAUAGAGAUCUAGCGUGUCGCAAUUGUUUAAUAUCUUCGAGGAAUCGAGAGAAUCGUGUCGUCAAAAUUGGGGACUUUGGACUAGCUAGAGAUAUCUACCAGAAUAAUUAUUAUCGCAAGAAAGAAGAAUGUUGUCUUCCUAUUCGCUGGAUGGCACCCGAAUCUUUGAUGAUUGAAAUAUUUACUUCUCAAAGCGAUGUUUGGUCAUUUGGAGUAAUAAUGUGGGAAAUUACAUCGUUGGGUGAGAAACCUUAUACUGACAAGACUGAGAAUGAAGUGAUAUAUCAUGUACGUGCUGGAGGCAGGUUGCCGAUGACUCUUAACUGUCCGCCACCAUUGUACCAGUUGAUGCUACGUUGCUGGAGUGCAGCGGAUGCUAGACCAAAUUUCAAAUUUUGUCUGGAAAAUAUUAUAGCAUUAAGAAAGAACAUGGAAGAUGCCUUACUGAGUCCAGUCGAUGUUAUUUAG